AAUAAAAUAUACAGAGUGGUGUGCAACAUACGCGUAGAGGUGUUUUCCAAGUGCAAUUUUCUAUUAUUUCCAUUUAUUGCAUUACUUUCAAAGCUAAAACAAUAAGUGAUAAAUUUUUUACGUUCAAAAGAGCCAUAACUUUUCUACUUACACGUCGUUGAAAUAAAACUGGCAACGAAAGUUGCAUUUUAAAGGAUGAAAGUAGAGACAUCUUUCAUUCGUUUCUCACGAAGAGUAUGGUGGAUUGUAAACUUGUGAUGUGUUUAAAUGGUUUGAGAUGAUGUUAAUUGUAUCAAACAACGAUUUCAAUGUGCUGUGACUAUUUUUUAUCGUAGUGAAUGUAGUUUUUCGACACGAGACUGCUUUUAAAGACUGGAGCAUAUUUUGAUCUAUCUGGUGAACCGCCAACCAUGGACAGUGGAGAUUGCGAGACUGAAGAAGAUUCAGCACCAGAGGCGUGCGUUUCUCCUGAAGGUUCUCUGUUGCCAAGCAAUAGCCGGGAGAUGAGGAACAGGGCGGAAAAGAUGCGAAGGGACAAACUGAAUUCGUACAUUGGGGAAUUGGCAACUUUGGUUCCGAUGGUCGCAAGAAGUGCCAAAAGAAUGGACAAGACGAGCAUUCUUCGACUAGCGGCCACACAUCUGCGAAUAUAUCAAACCUUGCUGAGUGGAAAGAACCAUCCGCACAUCCAGUUGCCGAAACAUGUUGAUCAAUAUUUAUUAGAACAACUGGUAUGCGAGCAGUUGGGUGGUUUUCUGCUAAUCCUGACGCCCAAUGGAAAAAUAGUGUUUGUCUCCCACACUGUGGAGCAUCUUUUGGGCCACUUACAGACUGAUUUGAUGGGUCAAUCAAUUUUUAAUAUAACGUCACCAGAUGACCACGACCGCCUGCGUAUGUACAUAAACACGGAGAGUGUUCUAGACGGAGACUGGAAAAAAUGCUUCAAUAUUCGACUGAAAAGGGCCGGCCCUAGGACUGAAUCGGCCGUUUAUGAGCCCGUCAGAAUCAUGGGCGUACAUAGACCAGGCUUCGACAAUGACUGCAACAAAAAUACAUCGACUAGCAAAGAAAUCGCAUUGAAUAACGAUGUGCUGCUCUUUUUUGUCAAAGUUUUCCGUCCGGAGCCACUUUGUGAACGACUUUUCGAAGCUUCAAGAGAGGAAUAUGUAACCAGACAUUUGAUUGACGGCCGGAUAAUUGGCUGCGAUCAGCGAAUUUCAUUCAUUGCAGGUUAUAUGACUGAGGAAGUGUCCGGAUUAUCGGCGUUCAAAUUCAUGCAUCGGGAGGAUGUUCGAUGGGUGAUGAUCGCCUUAAGACAAAUGUAUGACCGAGGGGAAAGCAAAGGAUCAUCAUGUUACCGUUUACUCUCGAGGAAUGGACAGUUUAUCUAUUUAAGGACGUUCGGUUUUCUAGAAAUAGACGACCAGGGAACUGUUGAAAGUUUUGUUUGUGUUAACACUUUAGUGAGUGAGCAAGAAGGCCUUCAAUUAAUAAACGAAAUGAAGAAGCGGUACUCUGCCUUGAUUAAUUCACAGAGUUGCCCAAUCACUUCAAGUGGCUCAACCGACUCGUCUUCCCAGUCGGUUGAAGACCCCCAACAGGUUGAAGCGGCGAUCGUGCACCUCAUAGCCAACUUGCCAUCGCCGGGCUCAGACCAGCGCUCAACCCCCAGCCCUCGAGUUUAUGGUAAUGUUAAUGAGAAUCAAGACUGCUCAACACCGACUGAAAAUUCCCCAACCAAACCAUACUACAAAUUAAAGACUGCAAACAACAAACGCCCGCCCAGUACUGAAUUAGGAACCAACAUUUAUACGUCGAGUAAACGACAGAGGACUUCGCCUCAACUCUCACCAAUGUCGAGUUUGCCGCCUUACCCGAACCGAACUCAAAUCACGGAAGUAACACAACAAACCGAACCGUCGAUAUAUCAGCAUGACCAACUACUUCGUAACAAAGUAUGAAACGCUUUGUGUACUUGGAGACUGAAAACUGGGCCAUCUGUUGGCCGAUUUAUGCCUCAAGGACUAUUUAGAAGGUGUGGUGAUGUUUAAUGAUCAUGUGUUAACCGCUAACCUGACACGUAAGGCAGAUUCAAUUUAUUUUACGAUUGAAUUAUUCCGAUUCGAAUUUGAAAUGUGCCCAAGGCACAUUUCAAAUUCGACCGUUUCGUCGAGUGAACAGACUGUACAUGUAAACGUUGUAUAGAUUUUGCAUAUUCUCGUAAUAUACCUAUAUUAAAUUAAAUAGUAAUUCUGUGAUGAAAUUAUGUUUACGUUACUUUUAAGCAGUGUCUUUUGUAUAUUUAGUACAAAUUCAAAAAUUUCUUUAUUUUAUUUUAUGUAUUACUCACGUCCCGUUUGCUGCAAGCCGUCUCACCGAUAACUGCAGUGUUGUAACAAACGGGAGCCAAUCAUCGACAACAAAAUACUUGUAUGACAUUAUGCCGCGAAGGUUUCAUGUGAAUGUAGGUAUUUCAUAUUCAUAUUUACCAUUUAUUUAUCAAGUUGAAUAUACAUAGCCGUAAUUUUUAUAUGCUGCAGUUUUAGGUUUUUAUUGUGAAAUAAACGAGUUUUGUUUUUGGAUGAAGCUUUAUUUGGUUGUAAAUAAAAGUAUUUUGUUGUUUUUUGUUAAGUGUGCCCUUUGUGGGGCGUCAAGCGAAGCACCCUCGCACAGAUUUGAACUGAUUGAAAAAA
Molecule: messenger RNA, 2693 nt
Organism: Tribolium castaneum (red flour beetle)
Lineage: Eukaryota; Metazoa; Arthropoda; Insecta; Coleoptera; Tenebrionidae
Gene: Tcmet
Product: methoprene-tolerant
Biological process (GO): regulation of transcription by RNA polymerase II
Cellular component (GO): transcription regulator complex; cytoplasm; nucleus
Molecular function (GO): protein dimerization activity; DNA-binding transcription factor activity, RNA polymerase II-specific; RNA polymerase II cis-regulatory region sequence-specific DNA binding
Source: RefSeq, marked provisional